This is a messenger RNA of Striga asiatica, 1272 nucleotides long. The record is from the annotation of a GenBank genome assembly. Lineage: Eukaryota; Viridiplantae; Streptophyta; Magnoliopsida; Lamiales; Orobanchaceae.
AGAAUGAAUGAAAAUGAGAUUAUUGAAGAACCAACAUUGGGGAUGGUUUUUAAAUCUCAAGAAGAAGCAUAUUCAUAUUACUCUAAUUAUGGGAUCCAGAAGGGGUUUGGUGUGAUGAAAAGAAGCUCAAAACGAGGAGAUGAUGAAGAAAAAAUCUAUGGGGAAGAACUCAUUUGCCUCCAAACUUUCCACAAAAACGGCUUAGUUGAAGAAGAUGUGAAAGUUGGCGACAUUAGAAAAGUUGUUACUUUUACUGUCCAUUUUGAUGAAUCUACUCAUGGAGUUAAUUGUGUUUGCCGCUUGUUCGAGUUCAGAGGAAUUCUUUGUAGACAUACCGUAUCGGUGCUAAUUGCAAGGAAAAUAAAUGAAGUUCAUCCUCGCUUUAUUUUGCCACGAUGGAGAAAGGAUCUAAAACGAAGAUAUACUUUAGUGAGAAUAGGAUACAAUCCUUUGAGUCAGCAAAUACAACGAUGUGAAAAAAUGUGCAAGGCACUCCAUGAGGUUGCCGUUAUUGCUGCGGACGAUGAAGAAAAAUUUGAGUUGGUGAUGAAAGGCAUACGAGAAUUAAAGUUAAAGAUCACCAAUGACGAAAAGAAAAUUGUUCAAACAUCUUUUUCACAGCCACAAGAUUUUGCUGAGCAACAAAAAGUGAUAAAUAGGACAAAUAAAGUAUUGAGUCCUAUGGUCACUCGAGGGAAAGGGCGUCCUGCAACAAAAAGGAAAAUUUCGAGAUUGGAAGUUGUGGUUCAAAAGCUGAAAAAAAAGAAUCAAAACAAGAAGCUUAAAGAGACCGAACCAAAUAGGUUAAAAUCCACAAAGGCAUCUACAAAAACAUUGGAAGCCAAUAGCAUAUUUGGUCCAAAUCCUUUUAAUGCUACAUUCAGUAAUAAUGUGGUUAAUCAAGUUCCAACUUAUGGAGAAUAUUACAUGCCAAGGCCACCAGAUUCAUGUAUUUACCCCAGAAAUAGUUCAAUUCAACCACAAGAAAAGGCUAAUCCAAUUUCAGCUUUUGGAGGGUAUUACAUGCCAAGGCCGCUUGCUUCACCCAUUUAUCCCGAGAGUAGUUCGAUUCAACUUCAAGAAAAUGUGUGUUCUAUUAUCAUUUUUACGGCUUACAUUACUAAAAGCAAAGUUCAAAUUAAUAAUUUUGGUCUUUUUAAUCCACUAUGGGGUAGAAGUUAUGCUAUGGGGAAUAAUACAUUACAGACAGAAGAUUUGACACAGGAAAAUCGAUGUUUUGAUUUAAAUAAAGAUCAGUACCCCACUACAUGA